AAUUCAAACAAUGGCACAUGGCAUUGCAUAAUCCUGCUGAACACGGGGAAAAUCCCAGAGCCACCCUACUUAAAUGACAGAGAAAUGCUGUCUCUUUCACACUCCUAAAAAUUCCUUCAGGCGCUUUACAGCACCUCCUACUAAGCUACCACAGCAACACACUGAGACGGGCUGAGCCAGCACUCCAGCAAUAAGAAACCAUGGCAAGCAGCAAAGUGUUUUUCCUGUGCUCCCUCAUGAUCCUCACCACCUUCAUCAGCAGCACACAGUCAGCAAGCUGCUGCCUGAGGUACACCAAGCGUCAGUUUCAUUGCCAACGGCUGCUGGGCUACACCAUCCAGACCAUGAAAAACUCCUGCGACCUCAACGCCGUUAUAUUCCACCUUCCUGGGAAGUUUGUGUGUGCCGACCCUUUAACCAACUGGACCCAGAGAGGGAUGAAGUGUGUGGAUGAAAGGAGGAGGAAGACCAGUCAGAUACUCACAAGCAGAACGCCAGGCAACACAUCUCCAUACAGCGGUUAAUAUGUGCAGCCCAUGAGACUAAUUUUAAUGCAUUCCCAAACCCAAGAAACCUGCCUAUGAAGUACCGUCCUGUUAAAUUAUCUGAUUAUAUAUGUUCUGUUUUGUAAACAGGGAAGUGUAGUAUUCUUAAUACAUAGUAAACUGUACAAUAUAGAGACAGACCAUCAGAUGUAAUGAAAACAUUGUUUUUAAGAAGAAUAUAUAUAUGUAUACUUUUGUAAAGUUUGUGUUGAUAAACCUUGACAUUUUGAGGCCAGAGAAAAGCAGUGUGAAAGUGGGAGAAUUUUAUUGUAAUUUAUUGUCAAAGCAUUUAUUAAAACAGAGAUGUUAAUGAUACA
This is a messenger RNA of Etheostoma spectabile (orangethroat darter), 862 nucleotides long. RefSeq names its product chemokine (C-C motif) ligand 20b (gene ccl20b). Gene Ontology annotation, biological process: immune response. Gene Ontology annotation, molecular function: chemokine activity. The record is from RefSeq and is a predicted model, not a curated record. Gene Ontology annotation, cellular component: extracellular region. Bases 201 to 524 code for a protein of 107 amino acids. Lineage: Eukaryota; Metazoa; Chordata; Actinopteri; Perciformes; Percidae. The transcript has 4 exons.